GCCGGGCCUGCGCCGGGGGGGAGGAGGCCGCGCCGAGCCGCCGCCAUGCCCAAGGUGGUGUCUCGCUCCGUCGUGUGCUCCGACACCCGCGACCGCGAGGAGUACGACGAUGGGGAGAAGCCGCUUCACGUUUACUACUGCCUGUGCGGGCAGAUGGUGCUGGUGCUGGACUGCCAGCUGGAGAAGCUGCCGAUGCGGCCGCGGGACCGCGCCCGGGUGAUGGACGCCGCCAAGCACGCCCAUAAGUUCUGCAACGCGGAGGAGGAGGAGAGCGUCUUCCUGCGCAGACCCGAAGGCAUAGAGCGGCAGUUCAGGAAGAAGUGUGGCAAGUGUGGACUGCUGCUUUUUUAUCAACACCAACAGAAAAAUGCUCCUGUGACGUUCAUUGUUGACGGUGCUGUGGUCAAAUUUGGCCAGGGUUUUGGGAAAACAAACAUAUAUACUCAGAAACAAGAACCUCCCAAAAAGGUGAUGAUGACCAAACGGACCAAAGACAUGGGCAAGUUCAGUUCUGUCACAGUCUCCACAAUUGAUGAAGAGGAGGAGGAGAUCGAAGCGAGGGAGAUUGCAGACUCCUAUGCACAGAAUGCAAAAGUGAUUGAGAAACAGCUGGAACGCAAAGGCAUGAGCAAAAGACGGCUACAGGAGCUGGCUGAGUUGGAAGCCAAGAAAGCCAAGAUGAAAGGAACCCUGAUUGAUAACCAGUUCAAGUGAAAUGCUGCACAUCUGAGUAUUCAGAGAGCAGAAAGCUACCAGGAGCUAUCACAGAUCUGUCAACAGAGCAGAAGUAACAGACAGUGUUCAAGGGCAAUGUGCUGCAUGCAACCAGCUUGGAGGAUGAGUAACUCUCUCUCCUAACAGAUACCCUGGUACCAAUUUUAAUAACUCCAGCGGCACUGGAGACUUUGCUGAAACUGCAGUUCUCUACAGAUGCAGUGUUAUGAGGAAGCUGCUCCAGCCAGAAUAUUUACUUUUGGGAAAAUCUUUACUGGGUGCCUUCUGAGUUCAAAUACCCACCUUUUUAUUUUGGUAGUUUUCAAAUGUGUAAGAUUUGCAUAAAUGUAUUAGAGCUAUAGGUCAACUGUACAACAAAGAAAUGGCUACAAAAGUAAGCUCUGUGCCUGGUGUUCGUUAUUUUAAAUGUGUCCAAAAUGUGGAGCAGCUGGAGAGAUGUGCCAUUCCCACCCAGUCUGAGGAGGCUGGGUGCCAGGCUGCUCACCCUGACCAGCAGGCAGGCUGUCAGAGGCCUGGCUGCAGCUCUAACCCUCAGCUCCUGUUGAACAUCAGAAAGCUGCAGCUUGACAGAAUUGCACUGUCCCAACAGAUAACUGCCUGGUACAAGAGAAUGAAAGCCAGCCCUGGUUUGAACUACAGAAACCAAAACCUGCCUGCCUGUUAUACAACUAAUGAGUACAGAUACACAGUUGGAAGCUACUGGUACAAUGGGCAGUCGUUUAAAGUAGAAUAUAACUGUGCAUGUGAACUAACCCAUUCUGCAAACCAGUGUCAGUACUUGGAGAUGUAAAAUGUGAAGGAGAAGGAAAAAUUGUUUUGAAUGCACUGACCACUAAGGACUUGGAUAAAGACAACAUUAAGAAUGGGAGUUUAAAGGACCUUGUUUAGGAAAUAAUAUUUUGUGUCUCUUGCGUGAGGCAGUAACAGUGCUCUGUAGCCCCUGUCUUUGUUGCUUUACUUGGGAUUAAAUACCAUGUUAUGGAUUUGAACUGAAA
This is a messenger RNA of Strigops habroptila (Kakapo), 1730 nucleotides long. RefSeq names its product chromosome 9 CXorf56 homolog (gene STEEP1). Bases 46 to 714 code for a protein of 222 amino acids. The transcript is spliced from 7 exons. The record is from RefSeq and is a predicted model, not a curated record. Lineage: Eukaryota; Metazoa; Chordata; Aves; Psittaciformes; Psittacidae.